GCAGCUUCCCCUUUUGUGCCCUGCUCCAGGCACAGGCUCCUUCGCCCUCAGUGCCUCAGAGGCGGGGACGGCAGCACCAUGGCCCCUCGCGCGGCUGCCACCCGCCCGACCUGCUGCUGCUUGAAUGUCCGCAUUGCCACCACCGCUCUGGCCAUCUACCAUGUGAUCAUGAGCAUAUUGCUGUUCAUCGAGCACUCCGUGGAGGUGGUCCACGGCAAGGCCUCCUGCAAGAUUUGGCGGACAGGCUACCUCAGGAUCGCCAACCUGAUCUCCAGCUUCCUGCUCAUCACCAUGCUCUUUGUCAUCAGCUUGAGCCUGCUGAUCGGUGUGGUCAAGAACCGGGAGAAGUUCCUGCUGCCCUUCCUGUCUCUGCAAAUCAUGGACUUCUUCCUGUGCCUGCUCACCCUGCUGGGCUCCUACAUUGAGCUGCCUACCUACCUCAAGUUUGCCUCCCGGAGCAGCAGGGCUGGCCCCUCUAAGGUUCCACUGAUGACCCUGCAGCUGCUGGACUUCUGCCUGAGCAUCCUGACCCUCUGCAGCUCCUAUAUGGAAGUGCCCACCUAUCUCAACUUCAAGUCCAUGAACCACAUGAAUUAUUUCCCCAGCCAGGAGGGAAUGGCUCAUAAUCAGUUCAUCAAGAUGAUGAUCAUCUUCUCCAUUGCCUUCAUCACUGUCCUCAUCCUGAAGGUCUACAUGUUCAAGUGUGUAUGGAGAUGCUACAGGCUCAUGAAGUGCAUGAACUCGGCCGAGGAGAGGAGCAGCUCUGCGAUGCUCCAGAAGGUGGUCCUGCCAUCCUACGAGGAAGCCCUGUCUCUGCCAUGCAAGACUCCCGAGGGGGGCCUGGCGCCGCCCCCAUACUCAGAGGUCUGAUGCUCGCCGGGCCCCAGCCCUGGUGCCGGGAGGGGCGGAGCUGCCUUGCGAUCCACUUCUUUGCUUUGGUGGCCCCUGUGGCCUGGUUGAACCACCCAGCUGACUUCAGGACAAUCUGCUUGUGUCCCCCUCGCUGGCCUGCUUUUCCUGUGGGGCCUGGGAGAUGCUCACACUUGGAUCAAACUUUUAGGCUGAUUGACUCCUUGGGUCAGUGCAACCACACUCGGCUUGUUUUGAUCAGCACUGAUGUUUGUUUAAAUGAUCGGUCAUUCUAAAUUCCGUGAGUGUGGUUCCAUAGCUUUCAGUGUAACCAGUUUAACCAAGUGCCUGAUGAAUCAAAAGCACACUUGUUAGUUCAGUAACAUCAUUUGGUCAAAUAACAACAGCCUCUUGCAUUGGUUUGUAAAUAGUUGUCAGUUCACACAGCAAUCUAGUCAAGUAACCACCAAUUAGUCCAAGACAGAUGUCCAGUUUCUUCCUCUUCUUAAGCAAUUAUUGUCAGCUAACCAACUGGCAGUCAAUUUUGAAUAGUGGUAAAAUUCAAUAAUAAAAAAAAAUCCAAUUAGCCCUCAAACCAUUCAAUUCAGUCUAAUCCAGUGACCGGCUGCCCACUCUGGUCAGUUCAGUGUGAGUGGCUGAAAAUUGUUAAUUCAAAUGGAAGUUCAGUCAGUUGCCAAGCCAUCAUUUCAUGGCUUCGUUCCAGGAAAUAGCAGUUGUUUCUAUCAUCUGACAGUCCAUUCACACAGACGACUGGUGUGCUGAAGAGUGUCACGGUCAACAAGCAGUCACACGUGGUCAGUGUGGUCAUGCAGCAGGGGGUUCCGAGAAGGGGGCUGCCUCCGCCACGGUAACAGGCCGGCAGUCCACUCCCCUGGCCAGCCUACCCAUUGCCAAUUUGUCGUGGGCAACUCAGUUCUGCCCACUGCUUGUGGUCAUGCAGAAAUUUAGCCCUGAAAUCAGGCAAAUCCGUUUCUUGGACUAAAUCUACAGAUGAGUGAAGUGUAAACAGGCAAACCCUUUGUGGGUGCAGACCUGCCCUGGGGUCUCUUGGUGGUGGCAGUAGGGGAAGUUUGGGUCUAACACCCCCCCUUUGCCUUCUUCCCUGUGGGCUGGGGCUCCUGAGGGAACUGACCCGAAGGAGGAGACAGGGGCAAGGAGGCAGGUUGUCUGGGGUCUGCGAGGGGGUACAGAGGGGAGAGCUGUGCAAGAGGCUCACCACCCCCUGUGGAAUUGCUUUGUGUGUGAUGGGGAAGGAGUUUCAAUAAAGCAGCAACAUGCUUCUC
This is a messenger RNA of Manis pentadactyla (Chinese pangolin), 2153 nucleotides long. RefSeq names its product lysosomal protein transmembrane 5 (gene LAPTM5). Gene Ontology annotation, cellular component: lysosomal membrane. The transcript has 8 exons. NCBI's taxonomy places the organism in Eukaryota, Metazoa, Chordata, Mammalia, Pholidota, Manidae. Bases 79 to 870 code for a protein of 263 amino acids. The record is from RefSeq and is a predicted model, not a curated record.